This is a messenger RNA of Symbiodinium natans, 1974 nucleotides long. Lineage: Eukaryota; Dinophyceae; Suessiales; Symbiodiniaceae. The record is from the annotation of a GenBank genome assembly.
AUGGGAGGCAAGAAGUCCGCCAAGGCGAGCGCUAGCCGCCAUGCAGAGGAAGCUUGCCCGGAGCCCUUCCGGCAGCAGUUGAAGGACAAAAAGUUCCGUGGAUUCCUGUGCGGCGUGGAAGCGUCGAGCCUCGAUGCCUGCGCGCUGGCCAUCAUCCCGGACAACGAGAAGGACAAGCCCGCCAAGCUGCUGUUGAGCGCCUACCUGGGGUGCCGGGAGGAGCAUGUGAGGUGCCGUCAUUUGGAUGAGUUCCACUUCUACUUCGUGGACAACUCCAAGCUACAGAGCCCUGUGCCCAACAAGCUGGCGUGCCAGAUCGCCUUCGCUUCCGGGGAUAAGUUCUUUGCUUUGGGCAAGCUGGCCGUGGUCACCGCGAAGGAGCGGUCGGAGAAGCUGCCCCGUAUGGGCCUGGCUGCUUUCGAGGAGCUGGAGCGGAAGCUGGAAAAGCUGGACGCAACAGGCUUCGACGCCUGGUUUGCAGAGCAGUGCCAGAAGCUGGAUGCCCGCAACGACACCGGCAGCUUCGUUUACGUGCCGAUGUGGCGAGAGCCCGGGCGCGCGCAGGAGCUUGAUGCACAGUGCGAGGGCUGGGCGGAGAUCUCGCGCCGAUGCCAGGAGCUCUUUGAGGAUUGGGGAGCCAAGAAGAAGGACCUCACGGAGCCCGAGAGCGAGGACGAGGAGGAGCACGAGGAGGACAGCCUGGGCGACGAGAUCUUCGAUGCGUUCACGCUUCAGGAGCAGCGUGAGCGCGAGCGGAAUGUGGAUGUGAAGACUGGGGCAUCCGGGGCGAAGAUGUGGACGGCCUUCAAGGCCCGCGGUUUGUCGCUGGUGUACAUCCGAGGAUCCGAUGCCAUAAACUUUGUCCUCGUGGAGCGCAGCUCGCAAACCAACAAGCAACAGCGAGGGGGUAUCAACGUGGCCGUGGCGCGCUACAUCUACCACAAGUUUGGUGCCAGCGCCCUGGAGAGCUUACUCACCAAGAUCCGUGGCGACGUCAUCAUCUUCAAGGCGAAGCAGUACCACUCGGAGGGGUCCUGCAAGGUCGCCCCGCUGCCUGCGGACGAGAGCUUGGGGUACCUCCGCGAGAUCGAGCAGCCGCUGCCUGGUGCGGACGAAGGGGAGCUCCAAUUCCUGCUGGACCGGACGGACCUGGGAACCAUCAUGCAGCGCUGUGUCUUCUUCCCGAAGUCUCCGGGCGCCAGCUUCUUGGAGCGUAUCGCGGAGCUGGAGAAGAAGGCGCAGCCGGAAGACUGGCGCAACCGGCUCAGGAACAACGACGCACCCGAGUACUUGGUGAACUACAUCAACUACAAGUUCGCCCUCUCCUGGAAGCACCGCCAGGGGAUCUCCAUCGAGAUGCCCCCGAACAACAGUGCCAAGCUUCGUCUGAUCUUCGCCACGGGGCUUCUGGACUUGAACCUCCAGCCCAUCUACGGCGUCUUUGAGAGGAGGAAGGACGAGGAUGUGGACGACGCCUUUGAGAUCCCGGACUUCAAGUCCAGGUAUGUCUUUCAGAAGUGGGACACGCAUUUGCCGAAUGCGCCUGAGGCCCUGGACUUGCUGAGCACUGCGUUGCUGAACAAGGGCUGCGAGAAUGCGGGCCUGAGGCCUGAGGAGCUGAGGAUGUUCGACCCGUCCUGGGACAAAGUGGACGUGUCGCCGGGCAGCAUCGAGCACAUCCUCCGGAAAAAGUUCCGGUUCCAGCAGGACAACGACUUCCAAGGAGUGCAACCGGGUCAGGGUGGUUGGGCUGUAGACGACCCCAGCAACCUCGCCACCCAGUUCAAGCAUGCGCUGAACCAGACCAUGACGCUGACACGAUAUGACCGUUCCACGCCCGUAAUCACCUGCUUCCAGCUUGGCCAGUACCAGUGGCUGCUGCCCCUCCUAAAUCCCAGCCAGGUGUGCAAGCAGGCCCCGAGCCUCACCGUGGUGCUGCGACCCGCCGCAGGGACGGGGAGCAUUUCUGCAUGA